AUGAGCUGGGACGGGGCUCUGCCUCGCGGCAAAGGCCAAUCCUGGCUUCCCAGACCCGGGGCCCAAAGCUCAAAGCCGGACUCCUUUGGAGGGAAGAGAUCCGAAGGACCGGUCCGGAGGCCUGCGGGCCAGGCCUUCCUGGCAGCGCCCGCGGUCCCUCCGGGCCUGCGCGCCCGCGGCGGUAGGGCACACUCACCGCCAAAGGCCCGCGAGCAGAAGCCGGGAAGAGGCCGCGGUCCCGACCCUCCGCCUGGCAACCUCGCCGCCGCGCCUCCCUCCCAGCCCGCGGUCCAAACGGUCCCGGGCUACAGAGGCGCCGCCCGGGCAGGCCGAGGACGUUGCGCAAGAGGCCGGAAUGGUAGACUAGAGCGGAGUAGAUGAGCCCCUUGCCGAAGAAUCCCUGCGGGGUGUGCACCACAGACCCAUCAUUAAACACCUCCAC
Lutra lutra (Eurasian river otter) is the source of this 442-nucleotide messenger RNA. RefSeq names its product basic salivary proline-rich protein 3-like. The record is from RefSeq and is a predicted model, not a curated record. The transcript is spliced from 3 exons. The coding region runs from base 1 to 381 and encodes 126 amino acids. NCBI's taxonomy places the organism in Eukaryota, Metazoa, Chordata, Mammalia, Carnivora, Mustelidae.